CCUGCCCCGCCUUCCCCCCAGCCGGGGCUGCCCGUCGGUGCUGCCCUCCGCCUGGAGUCCCUGCUUCCUCCUUAGAGGGCAGCAGCAGAGCGUGUCGGGGACGCAUGCGUCCCAAUUUGCGCCCGGGGAAUUAAAAGAAAAGAGGGGGGAAAAAGCCCCAGCGCAACACGCGCCCCAAACAAAACCUAAGUGCAGGAAAGCGCGCGGCCGCGCAGACCUGGGCCGUGCAGGCGUCUCGGCCUCGCCCGCGUCCCCGGCCGCGGCGUGAUGCGCACGGACUGGCCCGCGACGCCCGGCCCCGCGACUGUCCCCGCACCUGGACGCCGGCCGGGUGGCCGCGCCCCAGCCGCGCUCGCUCGCCGCCGCCGCCGCCGCCGCGGCCGUCUCCCAGUGUGCCGCGCCGUGGGGCACCUCGCUCCCCAUGGGGCCGCGGGACUGGCUGAGGACCGUGUGCUGCUGCUGCCCGUGCAGGUGCCUGGAGGGGCCCGCCGUGCCCGAGAAGGAGCCCCUGGUCAGUGAUAGCAAUCCAUAUUCUUCAUUUGGAGCGACGCUGGUGAGAGAUGAUGAAAAGAAUUUGUGGAGCAUGCCUCACGAUGCGUCCCACACAGAGGCAGAUGACGACCGAAUCCUGUACAAUUUGAUAGUCGUUCGAAAUCAGCAGGCCAAGGAUUCAGAGGAGUGGCAAAAACUCAACUAUGAUAUCUACACCCUGCGACAGAUUCGAAGGGAAGUGAGGAAUAGGUGGAAACGCAUUUUAGAAGAUUUAGGCUUUCAAAAGGAAGCAGACUCUUUGUUGUCAGUGACGAAACUCAGCACCAUCAGUGAUUCCAAAAACACAAGGAAAGCUCGGGAGAUAUUGUUAAGAUUGGCUGAGGAAACCAAUAUUUUUCCAGCAAGUUGGGAGCUCUCGGAGAGAUAUCUCUUUGUUGUGGACCGUCUUAUUGCUCUUGAUGCAGCAGAAGAGUUCUUUAAAAUUGCCAGUCGAACUUAUCCCAAGAAACCUGGGGUCCCAAACCUGGCAGAUGGCCAGAAAGAACUGCACUACCUUCCAUUUCCAAGUCCCUAAAGGAGAGGCUGGGAGGCAGAGCUGGGAUUCUCCCACGGAGACACAACAGCCAGCCCAAGUGGGACAAAUGCAUACAGGAGACCGUAAGCACGUUGAGGGCCAGUUAAGUGAAAAAUGAUUCUAAAUCCUAUUAAAAACUAGGGGUUUGGAUAUCUGGUCUUCAUGAGGAUGCCACUGUAGGAAAAGUUCAGGUUGCAUUGAAACAGCCUGGUGAUCUUGCAUCAGGGAGUUAGGGUGAUAUUUCCUCAUGGGGGAUUGGAUUUCAAGAGCCCAUUGUCCCCAUUUGGGUUUUGGUUGUACAAUAAACUCUUGUCACUAAGCCUAUUGGGGGAAUGGGGUGCUCUAGUUAGGAAAACAAUAAGAUUGAUAGAGCUAUUGUUGAGCCCAAAUAUGGAUUACUGAAUUUUAAAUAAUUAUUAUAUAAUAUAGGCUAAUGCCAAAAUAACGCCAGGCUUUAUGCGACCUUUCUUGGAUUUGGAAGAUCCUCCAAGACCUUGGAGGUGUCAGAGGCAUCAUUUUGAAUAUGAGUUAUGUAUUCAGAGGUUUAGAUACAGUAGAUGAUGGGAAUAUCUAAGAGUGCUGCUCAGAAGGGAGUUCCAAAUAGAUCGAUCCCAGGCAGAGCUUCCUUCAGCUCUGUCUUCAGUUGUGGGACACACGUCUUAAAUUCUAAAUAUUAGCAAUACCUGGAUACCUCAUUUUUGCAUACUAUCCAUUUCUAGACCCCAAGCCCUUGAUAUUUUAUCUGGAAUAGCAUCUGUACACUGGAAUGUUUGACCUCCACUUCCUUCUCUUCUCUUUAAUCUGUUUCUGGCGUCUUGGCUGAGAGUUGUACCUGCCCAGUGACCUUUAGCACAGACUUGUGUCUCUGCGUCUGCAGGCAAUAUUGCACGGAAGAAGGUCAUUGCUGUACUUUCUUCCAUUCAGAAGAGGAUUUCCAAGAUGGAGCAGUGCUGAAUUAUAGCUUGCUUCUAGCCACAGACUGAGAAGUCCAGCCUCAAAAGUUACUUGCCACUUAAGCAAGGAGGUUGCCAGGAAAUCAUGGUUCAUGUUAUUGAAAAGACUUUCAGAACCUGUAGGAUUUACCCAUAGAUUACUGAGAACAAUGGCGAUAUUUUUACUUUUACAGACUUUGCUCUUCUAACUUCAGGUGAAAAGGAACUUGAAUUAGUCUGUCCAGGGGAUCAUGACUUGAAAACUUUCUGAUUAGCUCUUUCAGUAGUGCACACAAUGUUUGAAGUAUCUGUUAGAGGAGACACACGUUCUCCAUUUAUUAAUGCAUUGUAGACCAGAUUAACUGACAUGUUUCAGGAAGAUUCUUUCUAGUUUAGCAAGUAAACUAAAAGUUUUAUUUUUUAUAUUUAAUGCUUAAUCUCUCUCUUGUGUUGUUUAAAAUUAGCCUGCAGAUAAUUUCCCUCACUUCUGUAGGCUCUCGCGGGAUAAACAUAUAAACAGUAAAAUAAACAAAUAAAAACAAAAAUGAACAAAAAUCUUU
This is a messenger RNA of Prionailurus viverrinus (fishing cat), 2558 nucleotides long. It is a transcript of the gene MREG, whose product is annotated as melanoregulin. Gene Ontology annotation, biological process: melanocyte differentiation; melanosome transport. Gene Ontology annotation, cellular component: melanosome. Lineage: Eukaryota; Metazoa; Chordata; Mammalia; Carnivora; Felidae. Bases 422 to 1066 code for a protein of 214 amino acids. The transcript is spliced from 5 exons. The record is from RefSeq and is a predicted model, not a curated record.